AUAAGAGCAGCCGUGUGCUGUCAGUGGCAGUGGAGGCGCAAAAUACCCUGAUUUUCAUCUCGGAUUAGAACUGUUUCCUUUAUGUAUUUUAAUGACGCUCGCAGACGUUUCCCGUGCUGGAAGAUAAUGUCGCGUGCUAUUAACGUGUCUCUCGCGGACCCGGCGCAGGUGCUGUGGCACUAGUGAACGACUCCCGGAGAAAUUGGCAGACAUGCGGGUGCUGCUGGGAUGGAGCGUGCUGUGGGCUCUCGUCGCCCCGCUGAGAUCCCAGAACGAUACGGAGCCCAUCGUGUUGGAGGGCAAAUGUCUGGUGGUUUGUGACUCCAACCCGGCCACCGACUGGAGGGCGUCUACUUCGCCGCUGGGCAUCUCGGUGCGCGCCUCCAACUCCAAGGUGGCGUUCUCGGCGCUGCGGAGCAACAACCACGAACCCUCCGAGAUGAGCAACAAGACCAGGAUCAUUUACUUCGAUCAGGUUCUUGUAAACAUUGGAAACUUUUUCACAUUUGAGUCUGUGUUUUUGUCCCCAAGAAAAGGAGUCUACAGUUUUAACUUCCAUGUCAUUAAAGUGUACCAGAGCCAAACAAUACAGGUGAACCUAAUGUUAAAUGGGAGACCUGUCAUCUCAGCCUUCGCGGGCGACAAGGACGUAACCCGUGAGGCCGCCACAAAUGCAGUUCUGCUCUAUUUGGAAAGGGAGGACAAAGUCUACCUGAAAUUGGAGAAGGGAAACCUGGUCGGUGGAUGGCAGUACUCUACAUUUUCUGGCUUUCUCGUCUUUCCGCUGUGAAAAAAAAAAGAAUAGAACAGCAGUCUGGAAACUCACUGACUUCUCAUGAUGUGUCAUUGCUGUGUAAAUCAAAACACGUCUGCUAAAGCAGCAUCCCAAAACAAGUUUUUUAUGCCCCCAUGGAGAGACGUCCCCCAUUCCUUAGCACUUUAUUGUCAUGACCACCAUUGAAUUUAAGGAUAAAGCUGCCUUUAUUUAUUUAUUUAUUAUUUUUUUAAGUGUCGUUGCCAAAAUGCAAAUACUGGUAGGACAUGAAGGCAGUUGGUGUGAGAGCAGAGGAGGCAGAGGACUGGGUUAGAUGGAGUCAACUGAUUUGCUGUGGCGACCCCUUAAUGGAAAAGCCAAAAGGGAAAGAAGAAGAAGAAGGAAGCAUUUGUGGCUAAAAUCGCAAACAUAUCCUUGCGGUCCAGUUUUAAAAUCACAUAUGUAUACUUUAAGAAAAUGCCAACAACUACAGCAUAUACAGUCCCUGACAAAACCCUGACUUCAAAUA
Messenger RNA from Corythoichthys intestinalis (scribbled pipefish), 1283 nucleotides. RefSeq names its product cerebellin-4-like. The coding region runs from base 212 to 790 and encodes 192 amino acids. The transcript has 3 exons. The record is from RefSeq and is a predicted model, not a curated record. Lineage: Eukaryota; Metazoa; Chordata; Actinopteri; Syngnathiformes; Syngnathidae. Gene Ontology annotation, molecular function: protein binding. Gene Ontology annotation, cellular component: synapse.